Hyposmocoma kahamanoa is the source of this 747-nucleotide messenger RNA. RefSeq lists its product as uncharacterized. NCBI's taxonomy places the organism in Eukaryota, Metazoa, Arthropoda, Insecta, Lepidoptera, Cosmopterigidae. The record is from RefSeq and is a predicted model, not a curated record. Bases 61 to 747 code for a protein of 228 amino acids. The transcript is spliced from 7 exons.
UGCCCACCUAAUUUAGGUUUUAAGUGAACACUUAGAAAUGGGAGGUAGUUGUUUGCUACAAUGAAUAAAGAAAUGGCAGAACUAAUUCUUAAUUUUGAUGACCGGAAUGAAGAUGUGGAACUUGCAAAGGAGUAUUUGAAAAACAAUGCUUCCGCAAUUCCGACAGGAUAUGUAGACUACGAUGAUCCACCACAUAAAGACUUUGAGAAAUACACAUUACAAUUCAAGAACUUGGCACAGAAACUUGAGGAGAAUGCAGAGCUGUUCUCCCAGCUCGAAUAUCAUUUAAGGAAGAUUCCGAAGCGUGAAGUUGUGCAGACUGAUAUUAGUUUGCUUGUUCAAAAUUUUUUGUUCUGGAGUUCAAACACCAAAUUCUACAAUUCUUCAAAUACACCGGUAACAGUGGGCGCCAGAAGCCCCCUGGCAACGUUGGGUCUGGUCGCGCCGUUGCUUCAAUACAAGCGCUACGUUGUGAUUACGUGCGUACCCACCACUGCCGCAGUAUGCUACUUGUUCUGUCAGCUUUGUGAUGAAGUUGGAUUAAAAUCGGACCUUAUUAAGUUAAAUAUUUGCGAAAAUCUUGACAUAAGCGGUGAUGUGGUCAAAUGGCAAGAUGGAAGCGCUGUUUAUGGCGCUGGAAUCAUCACGCAGCGGUCUGAUCUGGAUUCGGCAGUCCACGCAUUUCUCGGGUCUACCACAAAGGCAACGCUCUUAAUUUUCCUGAUUCCUGAAAGAGUUCCAAAGUGA